AUGGCAUCGUCCGAUCUCGCGCCGGAGGAGACGAACACGGUUCGGUUUCUUCUUGCGUCGGAUACGCAGUAUGUAUUAUGCGUGGGUGGCCCUGACAGCAGCAUCGGCUACCUGGAACGCGAUCCUGUGCGUGGCCAAGACGCCCUGCACACGUUUCGUGAGCUUCUGCGCAUCGCCAAGGACCAACAGGUGGACUUUAUUCUCCUCGGUGGCGAUCUGUUCCAUGACAACAAGCCUUCGCGGCCUACCAUGUUUAAGACCAUGUCGUUGCUGCGUGAAUACACGUUUGGCGACGAUCCUGUGUCCAUGGAGCUACUCAGUGACCCGUACGACGACAAGCGCAAAGAUGUAUCGUUCCCAAGCAUCAACUACGAUGACGCCAAUCUAAAUGUAAGCAUCCCCGUCUUCUCGAUCCAUGGCAAUCACGACGAUCCGCAAGGCCUAGGCGAAGACGGCUCCUUAUCCGCCCUGGACGUGCUAGCGGCGGCAGGUCUAAUCAACUACUUUGGGCGUAUGACUCUGCCUGCUACUCACCAUUCGCGAAAACGCACGGCCGGUGGCAUCCCUGACGACAUGCUUCACGUACGCCCCAUUCUUCUGCGCAAGGGCGAUACACGCAUCGCCUUGUAUGGUAUGGGCAACAUGAAAGACGAGCGCAUGUCGCAUGAGCUACGUGAGAAGCACAUAUGUAUGUAUCGACCUUCCGAAGAUACCGAAGAUUGGUUCAAUAUCAUGGUACUACACCAGAAUCGCGCUUCACACAACCCCAAGGCCUAUGUGCCCGAAAGUGCUCUGGAUGACUCGCUGCACUACGUGGUAUGGGGCCACGAGCAUGAGCAGCGAAUCAGCCCUGAAGCCGUGUCGGAGAAGAACUACUACAUUUCACAGCCAGGAAGCACCGUCGUGACCAGUCUCUCCCCGGGCGAAGUGACGCAGAAAUGUGCGGCGAUUGUACAAGUAUGUGGCAAAGAUUUCAAGGUCGAGCCGAUUCCCCUCGAGACCGUUCGCCCCUUUGUGAUGAAAGACAUCAACUUGACCUCAGAGGCCGCUACAGCGCGCAUCGAUCCCACCGACCGCAUCAGUGUGACCAAGCUUCUUCGCCAGCAUAUUGAGCAACUCAUGGAGCAAGCGGCCGUGCAAUGGGACGAACGCAUGCAGCAUCAUACUCCCGCGACGCGGCCCCCUAUGCCAUUGCCGCUCAUUCGCUUGCGCGUGCACUACGAUACCCAAAUCCCUCUUGGAAACCUUGCGCGUUUUGGCCAAGAGUUUGUGGGACGCGUCGCGAAUCCUAAAGAGCUGCUGCAACUGCAGCUUCGGCGCGAGCGACAACGCCGUGACAACACAGCGCGUCCUUCGGUCGUACCAUGGGACCAGCGUAUGGCCCCCGCAGAAAAGCUCGAGCGCGUGGAUUUGGCCUCCUUGGUCAUGGACCAUAUUCGUGUACAACAAUUUGAUCUACUUAACGCGUCGCAACUGCAAAAGAGUGUGAUUGGGUACGUGGAGAAAGAAGAGCGAGAGGCUAUUGAGACCUUUGUCAACCAAACGCUCCAGAGUGUCGAGCGGCAGCUAUCGUCGCGUCAUAUGCAAGAGUCACAGAUCCAAGAGGCGUUAGAGCAGCUCGCUUCGCAUCCUAUCGCCAUGGAGGCGCCGUCGGAGGCGCCGUCGUCGCAAGACUCCAUGUACGAGGAAAUGCGUCCCUCAGCCCCUGCGUCGCCCUCUCCACCUCCUCCACCUCGACGGCCUACGCGGGGACGUACGGCGACGCAGUCAGCUGUCCCAGCGACACCCCAUACUGCGUCUCGCUCUGCUGUGCUAGGCUCGUCGUCCAGCACAGACGUCUCUACCACGUCCCCGUCGCGUCCCGCGCGUCGGCGACGACGUGUGGAUUCCUCUUUCUAA
Molecule: messenger RNA, 1899 nt
Organism: Malassezia pachydermatis
Lineage: Eukaryota; Fungi; Basidiomycota; Malasseziomycetes; Malasseziales; Malasseziaceae
Product: dna repair exonuclease
Exons: 5
Coding region: 1-1899 (632 amino acids)
Biological process (GO): mitochondrial double-strand break repair via homologous recombination; double-strand break repair via homologous recombination; telomere maintenance
Cellular component (GO): Mre11 complex; nucleus
Molecular function (GO): manganese ion binding; 3'-5'-DNA exonuclease activity; DNA endonuclease activity
Source: RefSeq, a predicted model, not a curated record